GUCUCAAGAUGCAUAAGUAUUUUUUAUUUUUAUCGUUAUUGUUUAUUUUUCAACUUCCUAUUUGUUUCAGCGAUUUUAUUGUUGCUGAUGCAAAAUUAAAGGAUGAAAAUGAAAUUAAGACUAAUUUUUGGUAUGAAAAUCUAGAAUACUGGAUGACCCGUCUCCCUCCAAAAUUGAAAAGAGUACCUAUAAUAUAUCUUGCAAUACCAGGUUCGCACAAUAGCAUGACUUAUACAAUACAAAAAAACAGCACCAUUGCAAGAGAUAAGUUUGUUGGAAUAAAGAGAAUUAUAAGUUUUUUCUCCAAAAACCCCAUAUUCAACUGGUCGGUUAAUCAAAACUCAAAUGUGACCGAUCAACUAAAUCAUGGCAUACGUUACUUGGAUUUGCGCGUUUAUGCAAACCGUAGCAGCAACGAAUUUUACUUUGUCCACGGACUGAAUGGAGAAGAAAUAACCGAACAUCUUCAAAGUAUUUCCGAUUGGCUUGACAAUCAUCAGAAGGAAAUUAUAAUCUUAGAUUUUCAACAUUUGUACAACUUCAACAGCACAAUUCAUGACGUACUUAUAAGAAAGAUCAAUGAUAUUUUCAAAGACAAGCUUGUUCCCAAAACGUCGAAGAUGAAAAAAUUGACCGUGCAAUUUUUGAAUUCCCAAAAUCAACAAGUAAUUGUUAUUUACCGUGAUCCAAAAGUUGAUGAUCAUGAAAACUUGUGGCCAGGUAACCUAUGGCCCAAUCCGUGGGGCAAUACCGCUGAAGCAAGUGAACUUUUAAAAUUUCUCGACGACGGAGUAACAACGCGUAACGAUACGGUCGGCUUUGUAUCACAGAUUAUUUUGACAGCUGGUCCAAUGUAUUUUGUGCACAGCAGAGAAAAAUUUUUAAGCAAUCUGCACGCCAGUUUAGGUGGGGAAAUGGAGAAAGUUUCAGACAAAUGGUUGAAAAAAAACUAUCCAGGAUUCGGUGGAAUGAACAUUGCUAUAACUGAUUUUGUAUCAGACCGUGAUUAUAAAUUUUGUAAAGACGUUAUACGAAAAAAUGAAAAAAUUAUUAGGCCAUCAAAACCAUAAUAAGUUUAAUUUAGCAAAUAUAAGGUUUUUGAUCUU
Trichogramma pretiosum is the source of this 1106-nucleotide messenger RNA. RefSeq names its product PI-PLC X domain-containing protein 3-like. The record is from RefSeq and is a predicted model, not a curated record. Lineage: Eukaryota; Metazoa; Arthropoda; Insecta; Hymenoptera; Trichogrammatidae. Gene Ontology annotation, biological process: lipid metabolic process. Gene Ontology annotation, molecular function: phosphoric diester hydrolase activity. The transcript has 3 exons. The coding region runs from base 9 to 1070 and encodes 353 amino acids.